CCCUCGUCCUGCUCAGCCGCCUGUAGUUGUUUAGCCGCCUCCAUACAGUGGAGCUGAGGGCUGCUGGAUAAUGUAAUGUAAUGUACCUUACCGUGCUCACUGACGGGUUCACACCAGUUCACCGGGUUCACUUGAGGAGAGCUGCCACCCCACGGGGUUUUUAAAUCACAUUUUAUAUGUUUGUUUUUUUUUAACUCGACUCCUCUUUCUGCUCGGCUCGGAGCUGAUCCAAAAUAAUUCAUUUAUGAAUCCGGGUUGGAUUCCAUCUCUCCACCGCUGAGGUUCUGUGAGAGCUGUUCAACGUGUCCAUGUGACAGUAGUCCAAAAGUGGCAGAAGGCAUGAAGCAACACUGUGAUGUUUUAGUGGCUGAUCCAUGACACCAAACUCCACUCAGCCCUCUCCACUAUCCACCUGCCCUCUGUUCACUUCUCACUGGACAACCAGUCACUCACUGUCCCAUUCACACAAAGCUGCAAUAUGGCCAGCAAGAGGAAAUCCACUGUGCCCUGCAUGAUACCAUCCAAAUCCAAACAUGUGCGCGAGGAAAUCAUACUGGGCUCGCUCCCAGAACUCCUACCAACUAUCCCCGAAGAUGGCAUACUCAGCAUCUCUGGAGAGGAGUCUGGCCAUUUCUCUCACACCUCCUCCAAAUCUGACAGUGGCAGUGAAACGCAGAAGGGAGGCACCUACAACUGCGUCACUUGCCGAUUCGAGUCCAGAGAUCUCAACUACUUUUUGGAUCACAUGCACAACUGUCACUUGGACUUCAGGGCCCAGCCCACCUUCUACUGCCUGAACUGCAGGGUGUCAGUCGUACGCUUUGAGGCUCUUGCACUGCACAACGCUACUGCCCACCCUAAGAUAAUGGAGGGCUUGGUUACUGCCUCCUUAAGUGUCAGCAAGAGAGAUGGAGUAACAACUGUGGAGCAAAGCCUCUUCACCAACAGCAGAGAAGACUACAAAGAAUCUGGGAUCUCCCUCACCAAAACACCAAUUGCCAAGAUGAUGAAAGCCAAAGGGGAGCAUAAAAAGAUUGUGGUUUCUCACACCGUGGAACUACGUAAGAUAGACUCUGGAAAGGAUGUAGACCCCAGCUUGCUGACUAAUGUGCCUGAACUCCAGAACGGGGCUCUCAGUAUUUCUGGUGUCCCAGCUAACCCAAGGACCACUGUCCCCCAUGUGAUUAAAACAACAGUGUCCAACCAAGUCUUUCACCAGCACACUCCCCCCCUAUACUCUUCUCUCUCUUCUGACUCAAACAAAGAUCUUCCAAAGGUGAUGAUCCCUCUCAGCAGCAUCCCUACCUACAAUGCCAUCAUGGACACCAGCAGUUUUCUCAAGACAUCCUUUGGCAAGUUUCCCUACCCGACCAAAGCCGAGCUCUGUUACCUAACGGUGGUUUCAGAGUUCCCUGAAGAGCAAAUCAAACUAUGGUUUACCGCCCAGAGGCUGAAGCAGGGUAUUAGUUGGUCUCCUGAAGAAAUUGAAGAAGCCAGGAGGAAAAUGUUCAACACUGUUUUCCAAGGCGGAACACCCCAGAAGCAACCUGUGACACCACGGCAAGUCAAUCACAUCGUAACUCACCGCACUGUCAACGCCAAUCCAGGGACCAAAGGACCAAACUUUCAAAUGGCCAAAGUUCCUUAUACCAGUACAAAACCCAAGCCAGUUGGAGUUAUAACCACACAGGCCAACAUGACAACCAAGCCCCAUGUUACGAGGGUCUCGUAUUCUUCUCCACUUGCCCCCCAAAAGUUUCUUCCAGUUGUCCAGUUAUCACAGGAACCAACCAAGACUGGUGAACCGAAUGUGGGGUCAGACAAGAGCAAUGGUCUGGACUUGGCAGGAAGCAGCGGUUGUGUCAGUAGCACAAGCAACAGUCGAAGCAGCAGUAGCAGUAGCAUCAGCAGCUAUUCCAGCUGUAGUAAUGGUGUUGAGAACAGGAAACUGGGGAAUAACAGCAGCCCAACCAACAGCAUCAAUAGCAUUGCCACCUGCUCGGUUAGCAUUAGCAAUAAUGGUGAGCAGUGUGCUACUGACCCCAACAGCAAACCAAACACGGAAAGCAACAAUUUGCCAGUUGGCUCAGAAGGUUCAAACGGCACCACAAGUGAAGCCGUCACCAACAACACCAGCAAAUCCAACGCCACCUGUGACAAUCAUAACAGCAUCAGCAUCAAUGUGCCAGAACUGGCCCAUGCUGACAAGUCUGACAACAAAAACAACAAUUACAUACACAAGACCGACAACAACAGUAUUAGCAGUGAAUGCUCUAGAUCCACCUUUAAUGACAGUGUCCCCAACCAAAAUGAUGCCAGCAAAUCCCCAACUGGAAGCACCAGCACCACUGUCAUUACAAAAAGCAACUCAUCCAUUUUAGAUGAGGCAAAAUGCAACAAAGACUUUCCCAUAAAAGGCAUGUCAAUCUUACAGCAGCUCAUUAAGGAGGAGGACCCAAGUGUUGGAGAAAGAGCAGAGCUCAGAGUUGACCCCAUUAAGAUCAACUUUAAAAGACUGAAGAUGAACGAACCAGAGACUACAUCCAAGGUCCAUCAAGAAUCCAAGUGUGAGAUUGAGGUGUCUGCCUGUCAUACAUCCUUCUCACCACCCUGGGGCAACAAGACCGCCCAGCAGCUGCAAAUCCUCCGGCAGGCUUUCUCUAACACCCGCUGGCCCAGCAGCCUACAGUACGAGGAGCUGAGCAUCCAGACAGGCCUUCCUAAGUCAGAGGUGGUCCGCUGGUUCAGUGACAGCCGCUACAGCCACAAGAACGGGCAGCUUAAGUGGUUGGAGACGUAUCAGCGGGCGCCUACAGAGUCAGAGGACACAAGAGCUCAUGGGGACCCUGAAGCUGAAUUAUUGAAGGACCCUCGAGCAGCUAAACAGAUACUAUUGGAGCAAGAAAAGAACAUGCACCUUGGAAGAGAAGCAGGGCUGAACUCAGGGCAGCGGGUUUCAUGGCAGGAAUCCUACGCACCGCUGUUAGCCCUGGCGAGGUCGGAGGGGGGCGGUGAGCACGACACAGCUGAAGAGGCAGAGCAGGACCCCUGGUCUAAGAGAGGAGAGGACCACCAGCAGCCAGCAACAAAUCAGUCACUCAUCGAGCAACAGACUGAAGCCAAUCAGGCCAGGGAUCGCCUGAGGAUGGAGCUGCUGGAGGUGUGAGGAAGCAAAUUGGACCCAGCCAGAGGAACGUGAUGUUUAACGGCUGGCUCUGCUCCCCUGGUCAUUGUCUAAAAAAAUUUAAAAAGUGUGUUCAUAAUGACAGCAGAUGUGAUUGUAGCUGGACAGUUGGACUCUGACUGAAACUGUGAAUACCCCCACUUCUCCCUCCUUCUCUUCUUCUUCCAUCUGCCAUCACUUCCUGCCAUCGUCAAAAAGAAAGAACUUCUCACCUUUUGAGUCCUGUGAUGUUUUAAGCCUUUCAUGCUUCUUUGUGGUUGUGUGGGGAGGGUGCACAAUGAGGUCAGAACAAGGGAUCAAAGAAAAGAAAGAAAAGACGCACACCGACUGGAAAACUGACUUGAAUGAACGAAGAUAGGUUGGGAUAGGGCCAAGAGCUAUUGUUUAUGGGCCACAGGGAGAAAUAUAUAAAUAUAAAUAUAUAUAAAGGUAAAACUGCACUAUAAAAGAUGGUUUGUACUGACUGGACAAACAAAAAAAAAAAGUGUCAAGAAAAAUGUUAUUGUUGGCUUUGUGAUAUUUUUUACUUUUUUAGCAACCAGUACUUCAGCACUGCCUUGAACUUUACUUUUUCUGUUAUUUGGAGUUUCUAUUCUAUCUACUCUUUUAUCGUCACUGUAAGUCCAGAUGCAAUCAAACGUGUUUCAUUUAGACCUGUAAGAUGUUGGUGAUCACUUUGCAGUUCAGCUACACACAAGAGACUAUAUACAAUGCACUAAUAAGACAGCAAUGCUUAAAAAAUAAUAAUAAAAAACAAUCACUCUGCUUCACAGUAAAAGUAUUGACAGCUUUGCUAAGAUCAAUACACUACACUGCCGUGCAAACUGAACAGAGAAGCCUGUCACGCUAACGUUGCCUUACUCAGCUCUGUCCGUGUGUUUCUAUGACCCGUCUGUCCGUCACCUUGCUUUCGAGCAGCCGUGCUGUUCAAAAAUAAA
Molecule: messenger RNA, 4122 nt
Organism: Nematolebias whitei (Rio pearlfish)
Lineage: Eukaryota; Metazoa; Chordata; Actinopteri; Cyprinodontiformes; Rivulidae
Gene: zhx3a
Product: zinc fingers and homeoboxes 3a
Exons: 3
Coding region: 479-3166 (895 amino acids)
Biological process (GO): regulation of transcription by RNA polymerase II
Cellular component (GO): nucleus
Molecular function (GO): DNA-binding transcription factor activity, RNA polymerase II-specific; DNA binding
Source: RefSeq, a predicted model, not a curated record